CGGUAUGUCUGAUGUAGAAGGCCAAAUAUUGUGUUCUUAGGUCUCUUGAUUGAAAUAUAGCGUGUUAGUUUAUUUCAUAUUUAAGCACUACUUGCAAAUGAAGAGUUUACGUUGCACCGUUGCACCAGAAUAGACACGCAGCCUAAGCAUACAAAGCACUCGUUGUAUUAUGGUAGAAUACCUCGAGACUAUAAACAUGCAUGCGUACACGUUUACACACACACACUUUGCUUUCAAAGCCCUCGCUGUACUGAUAGUCGCUUGUGUAAGUGUGCUGUGGUAUGUACACAGUCGGCGGAUCACUUCGUCGUCCCUACCAGCUCAAUGGGCUCAUGCAACAAACACGCGCGAUCUGAUAGACAUUGCGCUGGCAGACGAGUUGAUUAUUUUUGUAGAAGCGGAUGUUGCGUAUGGAACAUGGCAAGAGACAGGCACUAGCAAAGCGGAGAUGGAGGAAAAGGUCACAGACGAGAGUCAAAGGAAAGACCUGGUGAUGUGCCACCCACCGAUGUAUGUCAGCAAUUUGCGUUUAGUUGAUCUAGUAGCUUUUGUCGUUGGCUGCGAGCGCGUACGCGUGCUGAAGCUGGACUUCAAGGAUCCCAAUGCCGUGGAGCCAAGCAUGAAAGUGCUGAAGAAGAACGAUAAGCUGGAUGUCGCGACCAAUCUAGAGCUUUGGUUGAAUGCCGAUAUUCUCACUGGCCCAGGAGGAACGGAUGCACUGUUCUCACCUGAUGACUUCAUUGAUCAAACCCUUGAAUUUCCUGGCGCUGUAUUAUCUCUCGGAUGGACAACGGGUGUUACCAGUCCAAGGGACCUGGGCUACACGACUCAGAUGGUCACCGACAUGCUGACACUAUGCGGCAGGAGCGAACUCAAGGGGCUACACAUAACAUUCCCGGUCCAUGGAGUUCAUGCGCUCAAUUCCGAGAAGGAUAUGCUUCGUCUGUUGGAUGCCGAUCCGUUGUACACCAUCACAUUUUGGGGUGAGGCGGACAUGCAUGUAGUAGACUGGAUUGAAAACACAUUUCCGCCGGAUAGGGUGUACGUCGACUUACAAACGUAUAAGAAACAAACUACUCCUGUGGCCCUGACUCUGCUGCGAUGGCUGAACAUAGUGAAAUGAAGCGCUCUUUGGUGUGUGUUUAUGCUUAUAGGAACGCUUGUGAACUGCAUUUAAAAGUGUAAGAGAGUGCCAUAAUGACGUGUGGCACCGCAAAGAAGUACACGCGCUGGCUGCACGGGAGAGCUCGCCGCUCGUUUUGAUAACCACACGCAUGAUCAGUAUCCUCGUACCAUCGUAUGUUGCGUUGGGAAUCGAGGUCCGUGGAAUAGGCAUUUAUUAGUGCACCAGCACUCAUUCGAAGCAGGUAGCGUAGACGCCUGAGCUUUUGGGCUUGCUAUAGACGAGGGUAGACACAACCAGACAAUAAUAUAUAGUGUACUCGAUGCUAUCACCCGUUCAGUGCUCCUGGACCAGCGUGCGAUGCGAUUUGUAAUCGGCAUCAUUGCUGCUCGUAACCAUUGCCGAUCAGUAUGCCUCUGUGAGUCUGUAUCUUGUUUGGCAAUCUCCGAAGGACCAAGCAGGUGGAAUUGGGUGCGAAAUAAUACGGGUGUAGCAUUAUAUUUGGAUAAACAGUUCCGUACUUGCUCUCAAAUAUUACUGUGGGUAUUCCAGUCUGCGAGCCCCACAAUGAGCAUGUAUUACAGGGAUUCCCAUUUACUCUGCGGUGCGGUAGUCAUUUGGAAUCAUCGUAUACUCGGAGUGACAUUCACCAGUGCCACCGUAAUACUGGAAUUAGUCACCGCCAAUCAGCAAAGUAACAAAUUUAGGGUUAGGGGCCGUGCUUCCUCACUGAGCUCAUCAUGGCUCGGUGAGAGGUAUAAUGAUUGAAUAAAAAGUGUGUUUGUAACGCACAGAACAAUAGGGGGAAAUAGUAUUUUGUUUUGGAUGUGAAAGAAGUAUGACAUGACUUUGCGUUAACG
Messenger RNA from Sphaeroforma arctica JP610, 1983 nucleotides. RefSeq lists its product as hypothetical. The coding region runs from base 170 to 1123 and encodes 317 amino acids. The transcript is spliced from 5 exons. NCBI's taxonomy places the organism in Eukaryota, Ichthyosporea, Ichthyophonida. The record is from RefSeq and is a predicted model, not a curated record.